Messenger RNA from Penicillium nucicola, 1248 nucleotides. RefSeq names its product putative ribosomal protein/carboxylic ester hydrolase (Ppe1) (gene ppe1). NCBI's taxonomy places the organism in Eukaryota, Fungi, Ascomycota, Eurotiomycetes, Eurotiales, Aspergillaceae. Gene Ontology annotation, molecular function: protein methylesterase activity. Gene Ontology annotation, biological process: protein demethylation. The record is from RefSeq and is a predicted model, not a curated record. The transcript has 5 exons. The coding region runs from base 1 to 1248 and encodes 415 amino acids.
AUGAGCGAACUCCAGAGAUCCUUCGCCAAAGCCAAAUUGGCCAAACUUCCAUCCGAGGCCCCAAUGCCGGAAUCAAUGAACGAGGAUGCAUGGGAGGAAGAAUCCUCUACCUCUUCAGUUUCCUCUACGGGUACACUUGUCCCGUCCCCGACACGGCAGCUGUUUGCCCGAGCAGGCCGACGGCAAUCAUCCCAUGCAUCUCUCUCAUGGACAGAUUUCUUCAACCAAGAGCUAUUCUUGUCCGAAGAAGUGGGCAACAUUCACAUCACCCACCAUGUAUAUCUCACUCCACCAACUGAUAAGGGUCCUCUCUUUGUGAUGCACCAUGGAGCUGGCUCAUCAGGUCUUUCCUUUGCCACAUGUACAGAGGAGCUUCGGAAGAUUCUUCCAAAGGCGGGGGUUUUGUCGCUAGAUGCUCGAAGCCAUGGUCGCACUGUUAUGACCCCGAGAGACAGCAAUACAGACGACAAAGCCCCGUCUACUGCUGCUGCUGCUCACAUUGAAGCCUCAGGGGAGACGAAACUUGAUCUCAGCCUGGAGACAUUGAGCCGAGACUUGGUCUACGUAAUCCGCCAGACACAAGCGAAGAUGAAUUGGGAAACACUUCCGGAUAUCAUACUUGUCGGGCACAGCCUGGGUGGUGCGGUGAUCACGGAUGUCGCGAAGAGCGGAGAAUUAGGCCCUCAUCUGCUAGCAUAUGCUGUGUUGGAUGUUGUCGAAGGAUCUGCAAUGGACGCUCUCCAGAGCAUGGAAAUGUACCUCUCUACACGGCCGGUCCGGUUCCCAUCAUUAUCGUCAGGAAUUGAAUGGCAUACUCGCUCUCGUACAAUCCGCAAUACGACGUCCGCGCGGGCUUCCGUUCCGUCACUUCUAUAUGAAGAAACCGAGCCCACCGACCCUGCUCGUCCUUGGCUAUGGCGCACAAAUCUCUCUGCAACGAAGCCCUUUUGGGAGAACUGGUUUGUUGGCUUGAGUCGAAAGUUUCUUGAUGCGCGCGGUGGAAAACUACUAUUGCUUGCUGGAACCGACCGCUUAGACAAAGAGUUGAUGAUUGGCCAGAUGCAAGGUAAAUAUCAACUGCAGGUAUUCCCCGAAGCUGGACAUUUCGUGCAUGAGGACCAGCCUACAAAGACUGCACAAAUAUUGGCGGACUUCUAUAGACGGAAUGAUCGGAGUGCAUUAGUGCUUCCACCGAAGGUUGCUGAUAUGCAGGCAUCAGCCGCAAUGAAGAAAGGAACUGGCGCUUGA